Messenger RNA from Metopolophium dirhodum (rose-grain aphid), 1912 nucleotides. RefSeq lists its product as uncharacterized. Gene Ontology annotation, molecular function: nucleic acid binding. The transcript is spliced from 2 exons. The coding region runs from base 240 to 1634 and encodes 464 amino acids. The record is from RefSeq and is a predicted model, not a curated record. Lineage: Eukaryota; Metazoa; Arthropoda; Insecta; Hemiptera; Aphididae.
GUGCAUUAGCGUUGUCUAUUGUGUAAUGAGUGUCCGGUGAUCGAGGGACCGACUGGCUGGAGCCUGACAGAUGUUAUUCCAUAAUAUGGAAUGUAUACAAACUACCAACAUUCAAUCUACGGUCACUAACAAUCAAACCGUACGCUAAGAGAGUACUCUGUUUGCACGUUAUUUUUUAUCCACGUUUUUUUGAAUAUUUUGUUAUUUGAAAUUGUAAUUUUUUCAAAAUUUUUCAAAUUAUGGAACGAGAAUCCGAUAAUACUAUAUCUCCAGGAAAGCCCAACCCAUGCGGAAAGUUUGUUUCUUCAAGUCAAAAGCUGAUGAUUAUUAAUGCUUAUAAAGCAAAAAAGAUCCAAAAUCCAGAUUUAAAAAUGGUUCAUAUGAAAAAAUUACUUUCACUGGAGCUUGGAAUCGGCCAAUCAACAAUCUAUAAUACUGUUUUGGAGUAUCAACGCGAUAAAACCGUUUCUUCACCGAACAAAAGAAAAAAUAGGCGAAAAAUUGCAGAAAAAAUUGACGAGUUUGACAAAUAUGGCAUUAGAAGGAAGGUUCAUCAAUUUUGGCACAACCGUGAUCUUCCUACACUGGACAAGGUUUUAGUUGCCAUAAACGAAGAAGAGGGUCUACCAAAUUUUUCUCGUACAUCGCUCUUUAGGUUGAUGAAAUCUAUGGAUUUCGUUUACGUCCAGCGAGGACGUCAAAGUGCGCUAAUUGAAAAAAUGGAGAUUAUUGUUUGGAGGAGAAACUACCUGAGACAGAUUAAACAAUAUCGGGGAGAAGGUCGGCCCAUUUACUAUUUAGAUGAGACUUGGGUGAACGCCGGAGAUGUAAAUAGUAAAGUGUGGUCCGACAAGACUGUGGUAUCAGCUCGAAUGGCAUCUUCAGAGGGACUAUCAACCGGAGCAGUAAAUCCUACUGGCAAGGGUAAACGAUUGAUUGUCAGCCAUAUUGGUUCAGAAGAUGGAUUUGUUCCCGGAGGUCUUCUAUGCUUUGAGUCAAAAAAAAAUACCCAAGACUAUCACGAUGAGAUGAACGGGAAAUCUUUUCGUGAUUGGUUGGAAGGUGUUUUGCCCAGACUCAAAGAGAACGCAGUCAUCGUCAUGGACAACGCUCCUUACCACUCGGUAAAAUUGGAGAAAUGCCCAACUACAAAUUGGAAAAAAUCUGAUAUUAUCGAGUGGCUUCGAAGUAAAGGGGAGGUAAUCGAUAGCACAAUGGUUAUCGCAGAGUUGUUAGAGCAAGUACAAAAAAUUAAACCAAUGUACAACAAGUAUGAGAUUGAUGAAAUGGUCAAGGCUAACAACAAAACUGUGCUUAGAUUACCUCCUUACCAUUGCGAGCUUAACCCCAUUGAACUUGCAUGGGCUGCAGUAAAAAAAUAUGUCAGAUCCAACAAUAAAACAUUUAAACUACAGGACGUCAAAAAUUUAAUGGUGGAAGCAGUGGACAGAGUUGGUCCUGAAAUGUGGAAAAAUUUUAUCAGCCAUGUCGUCAAAGAAGAAGAAAAAGCCUGGAGGUUGGAUGCCAUGGUCGAUGAUUCCAUGACUGCAGAAAACCAACCGUGCGUUAUGACCAUAGGCAACGACUCGGACGACUCGGACGGUGACUUCAGAUACUUGUCAGAUACUGAUUAAAUGUUGUAUAAUAUAAUAUAUUAUGUUAUGUUGUUGUACAGUGUGUAAUUGUGUAUAUAUUUUGUUGUUCUAAUGUUUGUAAAUGUGUGUAUAUAAUAAUAUGAAUGUCUGUAAUGUCCUAUACAUUAUUACAUUAUGUUGUUGACUGUUGUAUAAUUGUCUAUAAUUACUUUGACUUCUAUUUUAAACAUAGUGAUGAUCAAUAUAUUAUUUCUAAUUAUGUCUAACAAAAGUUUUAUCCUAGGUAAUAUUUUUAAAAAUAUAUUUGAGUUUUUACU